Molecule: messenger RNA, 2161 nt
Organism: Sceloporus undulatus (fence lizard)
Lineage: Eukaryota; Metazoa; Chordata; Lepidosauria; Squamata; Phrynosomatidae
Gene: ACTR3B
Product: actin related protein 3B
Exons: 12
Coding region: 88-1497 (469 amino acids)
Cellular component (GO): actin cortical patch
Molecular function (GO): actin filament binding
Source: RefSeq, a predicted model, not a curated record
UAGGCUUCUCUGGUCAGUUGGGCGGGAGGGAGGCAAAGGGACGGCAGGGCCUCGCUUCGUCUCCUCGCGUUUUCUAGGGUUCUGCAAAUGGCGGCCCGCAUGCCCCCCUGCGUGGUCGACGGCGGCACCGGGUACACAAAACUGGGUUAUGCAGGGAAUACAGAACCACAGUUCAUUAUCCCAUCAUGUAUUGCAGUAAGAGAAUCAGCAAAAAUAGGUGACCAAGCACAGAGGAGGCUGACACAAGGAGUUGAUGAUUUAGAUUUUUUUAUUGGUGAUGAAGCCCUAGAAAAACCAACCUAUUCCACAAAGUGGCCUAUACGACAUGGUAUUAUAGAAGACUGGGAUCUUAUGGAAAAGUUCAUGGAGCAAGUUAUUUUUAAAUAUCUUCGGGCUGAACCAGAGGACCACUACUUCUUAAUGACAGAACCACCAUUGAACACUCCUGAAAACAGAGAAUAUCUUGCAGAGAUCAUGUUUGAAUCUUUUAACAUACCGGGACUUUACAUUGCUGUUCAGGCAGUGUUAGCUUUAGCUGCAUCUUGGACUUCCCGACAAGUUGGGGACCGUACCUUAACAGGAACGGUUAUUGACAGUGGUGAUGGAGUGACCCAUGUAAUUCCAGUGGCAGAAGGCUAUGUAAUUGGCAGCUGCAUCAAACAUAUUCCCAUUGCAGGUAGAGAUAUAACAUAUUUCAUUCAACAACUCCUAAGGGAGAGAGAGGUGGGAAUUCCUCCUGAACAAUCAUUGGAGACAGCUAAGGCCAUAAAGGAAAAGUACUGUUACAUUUGCCCUGACAUAGUAAAAGAAUUUGCCAAAUAUGAUGUAGAUCCACGAAAGUGGAUAAAGCAAUACACAGGCAUCAAUGCAAUCAACAGCAAUAAGUUUAUUAUAGACGUUGGUUAUGAAAGGUUUCUUGGGCCAGAAAUCUUCUUUCAUCCAGAGUUUUCCAAUCCAGACUUUAUGGAAUCGAUUUCUGAUAUUGUUGAUGAAGUUAUACAGAACUGCCCUAUUGAUGUAAGGCGUCCUUUAUAUAAGAAUGUGGUUCUUUCGGGAGGCUCCACGAUGUUCAGGGAUUUUGGACGUCGGUUACAGAGAGACUUGAAAAGAGUAGUUGAUGCUCGACUGAGAAUCAGUGAAGAGCUCAGUGGUGGCCGGAUAAAGCCCAAACCUGUUGAAGUUCAAGUGAUCAGUCAUCCCAUGCAGCGCUAUGCAGUCUGGUUUGGAGGUUCUAUGCUCGCGUCAACAAAUUCUUUGAAGUAUGCAACACCAAGAAAGAUUAUGAGGAAUAUGGUCCUAAUAUUUGUCGCCAUAAUCCUGUUUUUGGAAUUAUGUCUUAAUCCUCAUUGCAUGGUGAUAUCUGCUGUUGUGUUUGGUGGAGAUCCUUGUGGUUACGAGGAGAAGGGAGUUCUUGAAGUUGUAACUACCGAAACAUGGUGUGUUGUGGAGAUCCAGUGGACUCCAGGAAGAAUACUACAGUCCCACCGAAUGUACUGAAAUCAGGCAUAGCAGUGCAUUGAGCAACCCAGAACCAUUUCUUGACUGCUUCUUAACUGGUUCUCUCCCUUCCUCUGGUUGUGAGCAGAAGUCCGGAUUUGCAGAGACCCUGGAAACAGGGAUUUCAGGUCUAAACAGAGGCCAAAAGAAUUAAAUGAGCCAAAAUAUUGUCACUGUCAAGCUUUUCUGGAACAGGGAAGAGCAUUCAUUGGUUUCCUGUAUUGUUCUCUGGCCUGUAAUCCAGUCUGCAAGGACGAGACUUCUUUUGCAAAUCAGUGCAUUAGUCUUCGUGGAAUUUCUUGCCUCGAGAGUCUUCCUUGAACAGAUUAGAUUUCAGAAACAGGAGCUUUAGUUUAUAGAAAAUUGAAGUACUGUAAUCUUGCAAUACAAAUAUUUUAUGCUGAUAAUUUUGUACUUCAUGACCCUUUGUUGAGGCAGGCUGCCUGAAUUGAGCCCAAGCUGCUAGUGGACAUCAUGGAGGUUGGUGGAAGAGGUCUGAAUUUCCCCUUGAGGCAUGUGUUGGUUAAACAUAAGACGAAUGAAGGGUUUUCUUGGAUUAUGUAUGUGCUUUUUUAAAAAAAUGUACUGAUUUUAUUUUAAUGAUGUUUAUAAGGCUAUGGGAAAAUAGAACAUGAGAUUUAUUGUUUACUUAUUUAUUUUUUAU